AUGUCCCUGCUGGCGUAUGGCGAUUCCAGCGACACGGAACCCGACGCCCUCGUCGACUUCACGGCCAUGCUCCGGCAGCGCCAGCGUCAGUUUGGCUGCGGCAAUAAGGCGCAAGCGGAGCAGGCAGAUGAUCAGGGCUACUAUCUGGAGCAGUAUGUGCUGGGCGUGCUGGAUUUCAGCUCGCAGUAUGGCAUCGACUACAGCAUCUCCUAUACGGCAGCCAAUGUGAUUGGUCGGCCGACCAAGUAUCCGGCCUAUGGCGACUACCCGGAGACAUUUACCAUGCGCACCUACGGCGACUGGUGGAAGCGUGCUCCAUCGGCCACCCGGGAGAUUCAGGCCCAAAACCUGCCCAAGCUGGCCACCCAGGACUACAUUGUUGUGUAUUUCGAGGAGUUUGUGGUGCCCACGGAGGUGGUCAUCUAUGAGACCUUCAACCCAGGCGCCGUGGUUCGCAUCUGGGCCUAUGGGAUGACCAAGCAUUGGACAUGCCUGUGGGAGGCGGAGUCGGAGACGGAUAGCGAUUUGGCUCGGCCGCCAGCGGACUCGCGUCGCUUUGCGCCGCCGCUCAACAACACCGCCGUAAUAACGAAGACGCUGCGGAUUGACUUUAAUCACAGCAGACUCAACUAUUAUACGGAAAUUGAUGCCAUCAUGCUGUGCGGACGCACCGUCUCCAGGAUUAAGAGCCUGCUGGGCAAACAGCAGCGACAGCAGCUUAAAAAACCAGAGUUUGUGUCCCUGCCAGUGGCAAUACCAUUAACCCCGAAGGCAGAGAGUUCUUUGGAAUCGUCGCCCAUUAGUGGCGGCGGACCCAUUAGUUACAAGCUGCGCUCCCUGAAGUUCCAGCCAAAGUGUCGGCCGGAUGGUGCCACCAAGCUGCACGAGUUCAUCAACAACGAUUUAAGCCAGUUUCUGAUGGAGAAUCGCGUUGAGGGCGGAGAGCAACAGCAGCCGGCGGUGGUGCCGAGCAUCUGCCUGACCGACCUGCCGUUUGAGAUCCUUCUCCGCAUACUCAGCUACUUGGAUCUCAAGUCGCUGUUUCGCGUUGGCCAGGUGUCCCGCAUCUUCUAUGACAUCUCCUCCCAUCCCUUACUCUAUGCCGAGCUCAGCCUGAAGCCGUACUGGCAUUUGGCCAGCUCAACGCUCCUGUGCACGCUGGCCCUGCGGGCGACCAUGCUGCGCAAGCUGGAUCUCUCCUGGUGCGGCGGUCUAGGCAACAUCUCGCCCACCGAAUUCAAGAAAUUUCUGACCCAACGCGGCGAUAAUCUCACCCACCUGCGGCUUAACUCGUGCAAAUUUCUCAAUUCCAGCUGCAUUGAAACCGUGGGCAUAGUCUGUGAUAAUCUGAUAGAGUUGAGCCUGCGCAACUGUGCCACUGAUCCGCCGCUGCUAAACUUCUCCUGUCUGGCCAAUCUGAAGAAUCUGGAGCGUCUCGAUCUUUUUCAAACGGCCUUUGAGCCCGAAUUGCUGCUCAGUAUGCUGGAGGGGAAUCGGAAACUGAAACACCUGAAUCUAGCAUUUUGUGGUGUAUCUGUGAACAUGGACAAUGUGGCCGCCCACUUGGCCACAUACAACACGCAGCUAAUCUCCUUGGACCUGUGGAAGGCGCACUUUCUGUCAGCCCGCGGACUCCUUUCGCUGGCACGUCUACAUCAGUUGGAGGAGCUCGACCUGGGCUGGUGCUUGCGGGAGGCAUCGCUGGGAGAUGGCCUGUUCCAGCUGCUAUCCAACUGCCCAAAGCUGAAGAAGCUCUUCUUGUCGGCGGUGCGCGGUACCACCGAACGGGAUCUCAUGCAUAUUGCCGCGUUGGGCAAGAGCCUGGAGCAACUGGACCUAAUGGGGAUCCUGAACAUAACGCACGAACGAGUUUAUGACAUCUUGGUUCACUGUCCCAAGCUUCAGUUGCUCGAUCUAAGCUUCUGCGACAACAUCAUGGAUCGGGAUUUCGAUGUGCUGGCUGAUUGGUCGCGUCACUUCAACGUUGACAUCAAAAGCAGUCGCGUUUAUGUGCCCAGAUAGUGGAAAGUAUGUGCUAUAAUUCCUGGUACCGUGAUAAGUGUACAUAUACUUAGAUCCUACAUGAGGCGGCACUCUCCCUCGCUUCUGUUUCUGUUUGUAGUAAAAUGUUAACCGUGUUAUAAAUGUUAAAUAUUUGAGAUUAAACUUGGCGAUUUUAUAAAAAAAAAAUCAUUAA
Drosophila kikkawai is the source of this 2197-nucleotide messenger RNA. It is a transcript of the gene Fbxl4, whose product is annotated as F box and leucine-rich-repeat gene 4. NCBI's taxonomy places the organism in Eukaryota, Metazoa, Arthropoda, Insecta, Diptera, Drosophilidae. Gene Ontology annotation, molecular function: protein binding. Gene Ontology annotation, cellular component: SCF ubiquitin ligase complex. The record is from RefSeq and is a predicted model, not a curated record. Gene Ontology annotation, biological process: SCF-dependent proteasomal ubiquitin-dependent protein catabolic process.